Messenger RNA from Bicyclus anynana (squinting bush brown), 447 nucleotides. RefSeq names its product pupal cuticle protein C1B-like. NCBI's taxonomy places the organism in Eukaryota, Metazoa, Arthropoda, Insecta, Lepidoptera, Nymphalidae. The coding region runs from base 136 to 387 and encodes 83 amino acids. The record is from RefSeq and is a predicted model, not a curated record. The transcript has 2 exons.
CCACAAGGCUGUUUCUUCAUGGAAGGCGACAAGAGGCGGCUAUAAAAAGACUUGGUGUCAAACAAUUAACAUCACACACGCUCCAGUUGUUGCGUUCAUUGUUUUCUUUGACUUCAAUCAAAACCACCCGCCAAAAUGUUUAAGCUGUUCAUCUUCGCCUGCUUCCUCGCGCUUGCUUCAGCCAAGCCUGGAGUACUCCCAGUAGCAUACACCGCACCCUUCGCCGCUGCGUACACCGCACCCGUGGCCGCAGCGUACACCGCACCCGUGGCCGCAGCGUACACCGCUCCCGUAGCGUACUCAGCGUACUCUGCGUACACGGCACCGGUCGCGUAUUCAGCGUACACGUACGCGUCUCCGUACUCUGCGUACUACCUCCGCCGUUGAAUACAAUGAAGACAUUUUAACGAAUAACUUGGUAAUUGAUCUAAUAAACGCUGGCAAUUA